Stegostoma tigrinum is the source of this 2219-nucleotide messenger RNA. RefSeq names its product E3 ubiquitin-protein ligase RMND5A. The transcript has 10 exons. Gene Ontology annotation, cellular component: cytoplasm; GID complex; nucleus. Lineage: Eukaryota; Metazoa; Chordata; Chondrichthyes; Orectolobiformes; Stegostomatidae. Gene Ontology annotation, molecular function: protein binding; ubiquitin protein ligase activity. The coding region runs from base 164 to 1435 and encodes 423 amino acids. Gene Ontology annotation, biological process: proteasome-mediated ubiquitin-dependent protein catabolic process. The record is from RefSeq and is a predicted model, not a curated record.
AGGAAGAAGGGCGCAGGCGCGAAGCCGGACCCGGGAAGAAACAGAGUGUGACACACGUACAGGAGGAGUCCCGACGAGCGUCCGCUUGGCGGAGCGCUCCAUUCCACUGUUUGUUUACCAUCCAUCCUCUUCCCCUCCCCCAUCCCUUGUGUUUGGUUGUAUCAUGGAGCAAUGUCUGAACGUGGAGAGGGAGUUGGAUAAAGUGCUGCAGAAAUUCACCUCGUACGGACAGCACUGUGACCGGACCCUGGAGGAGCUGAUCGAGUACACAAGCGGCCUGAGGCAGGAGUUGACCCAGACUGGAGGACAAGAUGUUGAGUUGUCAGGGACCUUGUCGCUUGUUUUGUCUCAGUGUUGCAAAAGAAUAAAGGACACAGUUCAAAAACUGGCUUCUGACCACAAGGACAUUCACUGCAGCGUUUCACGAGUAGGUAAAGCCAUUGACCGGGUAUUUCGGCAUGUAUCCCCAUUCUUUAUACUUACAGUAGAUGCCAAAUACUGCUCCUUUUAUCCAAGAAUGGGACAGAAUUUUGCUACGAAUCAGAAUUUUGAUGCAGACAUCAAUGGUGUGGCAAUAGAUGGAUGCUGGCAAACUGAUAGCCAACGACUCCUAAGCGAGGUGAUGGUGGAACACUUCUUCCGACAAGGAAUGCUGGAUGUGGCAGAAGAACUCUGUCAGGAAGCUGGCUUGUGUAUAGAGGGAAACCAAAAGGAACCUUUUGUAGAACUCAAUCGAAUCUUGGAGGCGCUCAGAGUAAGAGAUCUAAGGCCUGCACUGGAAUGGGCAGUUGCAAACCGAGAGAUGUUGAUGGCACAGAACAGCUCCCUAGAAUUCAAACUACACAGAUUAUAUUUUAUAAGCCUGUUAAUGGGAGGUACAGAGAAUCAGAGGGAAGCACUUCAGUAUGCCAAGAACUUUCAGCCUUUUGCAUUAAAUCACCAGAAGGAUAUUCAGGUGUUAAUGGGAAGCCUUGUUUAUUUGAGACAGGGAAUAGCAAACUCACCGUACAUGCACCUAUUAGAUUCUAAUCAGUGGGCUGAUAUCUGUGAUAUCUUCACCAGGGAUGCCUGCUCUCUCCUUGGCCUCUCAGUUGAAUCACCACUGAGCGUCAGUUUUUCAGCAGGGUGCAUUGCAUUGCCAGCUCUCAUUAACAUUAAGGCAGUAAUCGAGCAGAGACAAUGCACCGGAGUAUGGAAUCAGAAGGAUGAGCUGCCAAUUGAAGUAGACCUCGGUAAAAAAUGUUGGUAUCAUUCGAUCUUCGCCUGUCCAAUUCUCCGACAGCAGACUACAGAAUCCAAUCCACCUAUGAAGCUUGUCUGUGGCCACAUAAUCUCACGAGAUGCUCUGAACAAAAUGAUUAAUGGAAGCAAGUUGAAAUGCCCGUAUUGUCCCAUGGAGCAGGCGCCAGCUGAUGCAAAACAGAUCUUCUUUUGAAGAUUAUUGUGACUGGGGGGAUAGUUCAGGAAGUUUUGAGCAGUGCUGUAGCAAUUCAUUAUUCUGUUGGACUAAUGCUUGCUAAGUUACCGAUGGUGUGAAUAUGCCAAUGUGUAUUUGGGAUGGACAAAACAGGGAAGACUACUGGGUAUAAAUUGGUUGCAAUAGGGCUUUUGAACUCAGCUUGGUCUUGAUACUUGAUCAAGUGAGUACACCAGCACUCACCAUUUCAUGCAGUUAUUUUAUAUUGAAACAAUACUAGUAGUGCAUUUUUAAAACUUAAAAUAUAUGUAAUUACCCAUGAACAAUGUUUUCGUAUGGUUCCUCAUAGUAUCAUUGUCAUUUCAUGGGUUAAAUUUGAUUUUUUUAAAGUUCAGUGUGAUCUUCAUUCUUUAAAGAAAAUAGAAAAAUUGAAUGUAUGAGUAGACAACUGCCGGUAAUGUUUGCAUACCUUUCUAUGUUGGUUUGAUUGAGGUAGCUUUGGUAUAUUUUCAUGUAAUUUCUUUCCUGACACAAUUUGGCACAAAGCUCAGACAUUGAGUGUGCAUAUAUUGAGCUCCCAGGGGCUGAUUAUUUAAAUUUACUGUAAAUUUAAAAAGCAUUUGCAUUGAAAGUAGGCUAGCAGAGUAUUGGCAUGGGGGAAGGAAACAAUGCAUGAAGGAUAAACAUGUAUAAUUCUGCUUCAUGUAGAUAAGUUAGUUAGGUGUAUGGUACCAUGUCCAAUACAUAAUUACAACCUGAAAUAUAAUAGUGAAAAUCUUAUUAAACAGAAGUUGUAUACCAA